Ceratitis capitata (Mediterranean fruit fly) is the source of this 866-nucleotide messenger RNA. RefSeq names its product transcription initiation factor TFIID subunit 11 (gene Taf11). The record is from RefSeq and is a predicted model, not a curated record. Lineage: Eukaryota; Metazoa; Arthropoda; Insecta; Diptera; Tephritidae. Gene Ontology annotation, molecular function: protein heterodimerization activity; transcription coactivator activity. The transcript has 4 exons. Gene Ontology annotation, biological process: transcription initiation at RNA polymerase II promoter; RNA polymerase II preinitiation complex assembly. The coding region runs from base 116 to 757 and encodes 213 amino acids. Gene Ontology annotation, cellular component: nucleus; transcription factor TFIID complex.
GCUCCAUCAUGGAUAGACCAAGAUUUCACUUUCAUUCAAGCUCAGCAUGCAACUCUGUUUAUGUAGAUAAAUACGAAAAGAAUGACAUAAACAGUUAUUGUAAAUAAAUUAAAUAAUGGAUGAGAUAUUACUGCCUACAACGAAAACAGAAUCAGCUACGACAACAACAAAUUCGAUGACACAUCACGAUCACGAUGACGUUGAUUUAAAGUUAUUCGACAAAGCUAUGGGUAACAGCAAUGCGGACGACUUUUCGGGAGAAGGUAAUGGAGCUGGCUACCAUUCAAGUGACGAAGGAGCAUCCAAAUCACAAGAAGAACCGGGCCUUGAUAUUAAAGAACCAAAACCAGAGGGUACAGAUUUCAGUGAUGAUGCACCCUCCAAAAGACAAAAGACUAAAAAGGAAAUGGAGGAGGAGGAGCGCGAAAAAAUGCAAGUGCUAGUUUCUAACUUCACAGAAGAACAACUCGAUCGCUAUGAAAUGUAUCGACGGUCUGCGUUUCCCAAAGCAGCUGUGAAGCGCUUGAUGCAAACUAUAACCGGCUGUUCUGUAUCACAGAAUGUUGUUAUUGCCAUGUCAGGUAUAGCAAAGGUGUUUGUUGGCGAGAUUGUUGAAGAAGCCCUAGACGUUAUGGAAUCAGCAGGUGAGACUGGAGCGCUUCAGCCCAAAUAUUUACGCGAAGCUGUACGGCGGUUACGACAACGUGGCCGUAUGCCUAUAGGAAAAUUUCAAAAACCAUAUUUUCGCCUGAACUGAAUGUAAAAUAAUAGAUUCUAGUGUAUUGGAUUUUAGUGUUAGUUAAUGAAUAAUGACUUAAGUGUAUUUUAUAAUAGUAAUAAUGCAUUAAAAACUAAGUAAAUUUUAC